Molecule: messenger RNA, 3763 nt
Organism: Pyricularia oryzae 70-15
Lineage: Eukaryota; Fungi; Ascomycota; Sordariomycetes; Magnaporthales; Pyriculariaceae
Exons: 2
Coding region: 409-3309 (966 amino acids)
Biological process (GO): dolichyl monophosphate biosynthetic process
Cellular component (GO): endoplasmic reticulum membrane
Molecular function (GO): dolichol kinase activity
Source: RefSeq, a predicted model, not a curated record
GAGGCAGUGGAGUCCUGUCUAUUGCGACUAAUCUCGCACGCUAUAUGUAUGGUAGGAUCAAAAGCCGCCAAGCCAACCUUCAUGUGAUUCCAACCGUCAAUCAAAACAUACCACCAACCAAAUGUUGCCCACUUUCUAGACGUGUUCACACAUUCCAACAGACACGACACAAUUGCAGCACCCGACUCUGACUGUCCGCACGUUCCCGAACAUAUUCGACCCCGAUCUCCUAAAAUCGAAUCCUGGUCCCCUGGUGAUCAGUUGACGUCGAUCGCCGCUUUUUCUCACGCUGCAAGAUCGACUUGUAUUGACGCCCAUCAUUUGAGCCGCAAAGUCUUCGUCCAUGCCACCCUACUGAGCCAAGUCGACCUGUCGACCGUUUCCAUUUAUCGUCGCUAAACUUGCGCCAUGUCCGACAAAGAUGAAAUACCUCCACCUUUGCUCGCAGCGCCUCACGUCCCCGCCGCUGAUGGUCACGAGGAUGACAAUCAAGACGGCGGGCAAUUGCGCUACUUCGCCCGGUCGCCUCACCCAUAUCACCGACAAAACUUCGAGCUGCUUCAGCCUUCCGACAAGCUCGCCCCGCAGAGCUGCAGGAGCAGCACCGGUAGCUCCUCGCCUUCGCGCGGUGCCGCUAGAUCCUCUCGGCUACAUCCACUCUCCACCCUGAGUUCUCCCUUCCUCAAGGAGUCGACGCCGACGAGCGACAGCGGUACGGACGCCGACGAUGAGCACUUUCUCAAAGGACUGCCGGCACCCCGGACGAGACAACACAAAGGGCUGCGUGGGCGCAAUGAGCCGUUGUCUGGGGCCUCCACCCCAUUGCUCCCCCCGGACCUGUUGGAGGAGGAGGGCCGUAAAGCUCCGCCAGGCCCGAGACAGGAUGCAUCUGUUCGCGACAGGCGUGCGAAAGCAGAGAAGACGAGGCGCAAAAAGGAGAUCAUCCGACGGGCUGCGGAAGCUCUAAUCUUGUUCUCUUUGGGUGCCAUUCUCUACUCGAAUCGCGACGUCAAGCCUGUAGUGCACGCGUGGAGAAAAGAACUAACCAUACAGGGUCUACUCGCUGCCUUACUGGUUGCCGUUUACCCUUUUCGAGUCGCGCUAUGGGCCUACACACAAGGCACUCCUUCGAGGCAGUUCCCGCUGUCUAUACCGACCUCUUUUGACCCAGGGCCUCUUUUUUAUCCGCCAACGAUACCAAUAUAUGUUGCGCUCCUUUUAUCACCUAACAACCAGGUCAUCAUUCUGCCAAAUCUCAUUCUGAGCAUAGCAUCGCUGCCUAGAGCUUUAGUCCCCCUUACGAUAAGCGGGGAGCUUUGCGAUCCUGCGCAUUGGCUUUUGUCCACUAUUCCGCUGAUUGCUAGCGGACUGGUGGCACAAGAAUGGGACCUUGGACGGCUUGGGACCGUCUCAAUCACGGAAACAGCAGUCCUGUUGUACCCACUGCACCAAAACCUUUGCAUGUUGCUUCAGCAGUUGACGACUACGAGUCUGCUACCAGCUGAACUGCAGCUAUUGUCGGUAGUUUUGGUGAACAUUUUGCUGUUCUCGGCCUCUCCACAGAUGGUCAUCUUGACGACCCUUAUCUGGGGCGGCGGACUGGCUCUCCUUGUGCUGUGUGGGCAUGUAAUCAGAUGGGGAAUCACUCUUGCGCGUGUUCCCAAGUGGCGCUUUAAGAGACCAUCUCAUACUAGUGGAUCCAACGUGAGGCAAGCGUCCACGUUGUUACGCCACCUCUUCAACCUCGUCACCGUUCGCGGCUUCAGGUAUGAGCUAUUUGGUGCAGACUACAGCGAUGAUGAAUAUUGCGCCUUAUCAGAUACAGGCAAUCACGAAGUUCGGUACUCGUCAGAUAUUGCAGGAGGCGAUAUGAAUGUGGACGGGAGCCAUGAAGCUCCUUUCAGUCUCCUCAAGAGCUUUACUGUUUCUCCAGACCAAGAAGAUGACAGCAUGCGUUUGGACCAGUCGGAUGGUCAUGCGGAAACCUUUCCAAUCCUAUCCACCAACAGGCUCAAACCCAGGCGCCAUACUUUGCCAACACUUACUGGCCCGGGUCCUAGGUCCAAGACACAUACGCCAUCCGGCCGACGGAAGAGAUCGGCAUCGUCGAGCAUCCGCGCCUUCUUUUCACUUACAUACGCGCAGGCCACGGCGAGGAAAUGGGCGUACGCCAUCUGGAUGUACAUUUGUAUAAUCGGCAUCAUACUAGGCGGUGUUCGUGCAUAUGUGGGCAAGUAUGCUCUUCAGGGAGAGGAGCCCAUUGGCUGGGCUCUGGGUUAUCUCUUUGGUGACCUGCCAUGGUUCAGGCUUCAGGUGGUUAAGGCAAACCUAGAACGAUGGAUCUGUCUGCCACCUCGCUGGCAGGAAGAUGCCAGUGAGCAAUGCUCGUCGGCGUUUUGUCGGCUGGGCUGGGUUGAGCAUCUACGACAUGCUGUUCUUGGCGAGGCCAAUACCCGUCUCCUACUCAGUGCCUACUGGUUGGUGACCAUCGUUGUCGGUUUGGGGGUGGUCUUCAAGUUGACGCCCAUCUAUGAGGUGGAUACGCGGCGCAAGGUCUUCCACUUCAUGAUGGUUGGGAUGUUCCUCCCCGCUACAUAUGUUGAUCCGUCAUAUGUCGCGCUCGCCCUUGCCCUUGUUCUUGCCAUCUUUCUACUCCUUGAUCUCAUCCGGUCGAGCCAGCUUCCACCACUUUCGAAACCAAUCGCAUGGUUUUUAACGCCAUAUGUCGAUGGAAGAGACCUCAGAGGCCCAGUGGUCAUCUCCCCCAUCUUUUUGCUGAUCGGCUGUUCUAUCCCAUUGUGGCUGUCGCUGGCAGCUCUGGGGACUGAUGACGCCGCCUAUGAUGAGCGUCACCAGAGUCCCCUUAUAUCAGGUUGGGAGUUGCCAACACGAGACGUCAGUAUGGUAUCUGGUGUGGUUUGUGUCGGACUUGGCGACGCUGCAGCAUCCCUGAUAGGGAGACGAUGGGGACACCGGAAAUGGGUCUGGGGUGGCGGCAAGUCCCUAGAGGGUAGUCUUGCCUUUACGGUCGCCGUAUUUCUAGGUCUGGCUGCUGCAGGCCUGUGGCUGCGCAUCGGGGGCUGGUCGAUCACUGGCGAGGGCCUCAGGGACGAAUGCACCCUCGGCAUCUGGCCAUGUACGUGGCGCUGGCUGGUCCAGGACCAUCUACAUGGCUGGGUCAGGUCACUACGUGGGGCAGCGGUCUGCGGCUCUAUGGCGAGCUUGACGGAGGCUGUGCUCACGGGUGGAAAUGAUAAUGUGAUUGUUCCGGUUGUUUUGUGGACUUGUGUCAAAAGUCUCGGGGUUUGAUCUGGGUGGACUAAAACAGCAUUCCGGGGCGUUUCCUCGCAUUUCCAAAACAAAAGUCCUAGUACAACUUUCUUGCUGAUCUGACCUUAUUUUAAUUGGGGUUGAUUCUUUGUAAAUAUUCACUAAUUUCGUGGGACGAUUCGAAAUGCGUAUCAUGAGGGAUGCAAUAGCGGUUUACUGGAAGCGUAAAACCGCCAGGUUUGUUGAGACAGGCUUUCGUACCGUUUAUGAAAUGAUUUACAUAGCAUGGGAAAAGACUUGACACGUAAUACUCAAAGCCAUGCUCGAGUACAAACUUGAUUUUCUCAAAACUUUUCUUCGAGUCAACCCAGUAUUGUUUAUAUAUGCAUGGCACAAGGCUAAAGUAGCGAGCAGGACAACCUACAUAACUGUGGUCAAAACUACUGUCAGAACCAAUGUUUUCUUUUGUUUGGUUUCGUCAAUGUAAAUUGCC